This is a messenger RNA of Papilio machaon (common yellow swallowtail), 1271 nucleotides long. RefSeq names its product protein cortex (gene cort). Gene Ontology annotation, cellular component: anaphase-promoting complex. Gene Ontology annotation, biological process: anaphase-promoting complex-dependent catabolic process; positive regulation of ubiquitin protein ligase activity; positive regulation of anaphase-promoting complex-dependent catabolic process. Gene Ontology annotation, molecular function: ubiquitin ligase activator activity; anaphase-promoting complex binding; protein binding. The record is from RefSeq and is a predicted model, not a curated record. The coding region runs from base 180 to 1271 and encodes 363 amino acids. NCBI's taxonomy places the organism in Eukaryota, Metazoa, Arthropoda, Insecta, Lepidoptera, Papilionidae. The transcript is spliced from 8 exons.
AGAGUGAUAGGUUCGUACCAGCACGCGAAGCUGUUGAGGAAAAGCGCAGGCGCUUCUCGUGGCCAUGUCCUACAGAAAGCUGCGAUCUAUGGGACAGCAAAUACUUGCAACAAAAGAAGCACGCAGUUCUUCUCUACGGCGUGUUAGGAUUUGAUGAUUUAAACAAAUAUGAAGAGCAAAUGAUCCCAGCAUGGCCGUGCGUGCCUCGACAGAGGAAAUAUCUGGCUCCGGCUGACAGCAUCCUAGACCUGCCUCGCUACGGUGAGGCUGACUUUCCAGAACUUCUUGAUUGGGGCAGCGAUAAUGUGCUAGUGGCAGCCCUGGGACAUAUUUACCACAAAUGGAGCUGGAAAACUCAGGACAUCAUACAGCAUUCGACAACGUCCAAUCAAACGAUGUGUUGCAAGUUCCAUCCCAGAGCUGAAUAUCUCGCGCUAGGAACAACUGGCAGACGAGCUGAAAUUCACGAUAACGAACUUUCGAAAUGCAUAAACAACAGUUACUGCAACUGUGAUUUAUUUUUAGGGAAAGACUAUAACUGCGCUAUAACAGCUUUUGAAUGGAGUCCAACAGGAAAUUCUUAUGUUAUGGGCUGCUCAGAGGGAAGAAUAAGAUCCUUCACCAUCGAUAACAGACCCAUGGCAGAGAGAAGAAUAGCUAAAGUUGCGAUAUCACUACUUCGAAUAUCCCCCGACGCUCGAUUCCUAGCCGUGACGUCAAUCCUUCACGAUGAUACAUACCUUUUAUGCUGGCCUUCGUUCGAAUUAUACUCCACACUAGUGUCUCCUAAUUGGACUGUUAAAGCACUAAACUGGCAUCCGUGGCGCAGCGCUCUGUUAGGCGUUGGGACUGUUACCAAAGACAUCCACGCACGGAUCGUAAUGUGGGACGUACCCGCCGGCAAGAUCGCAGAGUAUGACCUCAGCGACAAAAACUAUUACCUCGACACCAUGAGAUUUAAUCAUAAAAGUGGAGAACUCGUUGUGAGCUUAUACAAUCCUAAUGUGGCAAACGGAAAUUCACAACUGGUAGUGUUGAGUGACCACGACAAAGCAGUGGACCACUGGGGUGAAGGCAGGAAGUUUCCAGAUCGAGUCCGGUAUAUGAUCUUCAAUCCUGAUGGGACAUUGCUAGCUUCAGCGACUUCUGAUGAGGAUUUAAUUAUUUGGAAAUUUCUUCCGGAAGAUAAAAAGAGGAAAACGAAAUCCAAAAGUUUCUCAGCAAUGCCAGUAUAUUUGGAUAUUACGAGUAUCGGUUGUUCAGUUAGAUAA